AUGUUUCAGCGGCUUAUGCUAUGGGGUCUCGCCGUUGCUUUUGUGGUCACAGCAACGUCGGUCUCAGCUAAGAAUGCAACGACAGCAAGCACGACGUUCCCCACCAAGUCGGGCAUCCGAACGUGGGUCGAUCCCGAGACGCCUGAUGACCGUCAGACGUACAAGAGUUCGCGUGGACGGACGUGGGACUUGGUCAUGAGCGACGAGUUCAACACUCCCAACCGUAGCUUUCGACCGGGUGAUGACCACAUUUGGACGUCUCUAGAGAAACCCGAUGGUGUCAACGGUGCGCUCGAGUUGUAUUCACAUAACAUGACGUCUACAAUGUGCGACGACGACGGAACAUGUUACUUCUACAUUAAGGCUGUCGACGAAUUGAACGUGAUUCAUGUGUACAACAUGUACACGCACCCUCCAGGCUACGUGGACGCCUACUUCUUCUACCGAGCAGCGAUGGUCCAGUCCUGGAACAAAUUCUGCUUCCAAGGUGGCAUGCUCGAGGUGCGUGCACAGCUUCCAGGAGCUGUUUCUGAGGCGUCCGGAAACCCGGACCUGGCAUUAGGCAAAAACGGCAAGGUGAAGACGACCAAGUACUACCCGACGUGGCCCGGUAUCUGGAUGAUGGGGAACCUUGGUCGAGCUAUCUUUUCAGCGUCGACCAACCGAAUGUGGCCGUUUUCCUACGAUCGAUGCGAGCCGGACGUUUUCAACCCAGACAACCAGCGCAUCAGUGCGUGCGAUGAUAACCCGGGAUACGGUCUCAAUCCGAAUCAAGGUCGUGGUGCGCCUGAGAUCGAUCUGCUCGAAGGAGGUGGUCUUGCAGUAUCGUCUUCACUACAAAUUGCCCCUGGUAUGCCGGAUGAUUACCGUUUGUUCCCUGUGGACACGUCUACUGGAGACAACUUGUACUGCGUUUACGGUUAUAGCUGCACCACACCAGGUGCCAAUUACAUUGACGUCCCGACUGCAUUCUACAAGAAGGAACGUGGUCACAAAUCGUGGUAUCAAGGACUUCGCUAUGCUUCGAACAACUUUUGUCAGCAAGAUGCCGAUGCCAAGCAGAACUACGCCUCGGUGGCUGCGUCUCUCAAAAAGGGGAUUACUGAAAACUCUUGUACAGCAGCUACCUGUCCAGCUUCGGGAGAUGUGAACGCCGACAUCGGGUUGAUCGACGACAAGGGCGAGAACCACUGGGGGAUCAACACGAACGGCACGUGUUAUCCGCUUGUCAAUUCCUAUAUGGGUGCGUACUUGUGCGACCCCGACAACACGUUCUCCAAGUGUGCCCAGCCUCGUAACGAGAGCACGCCCAAGUCGAACGCCAUGAGUUCGUUCAACUAUCAAAUGGAUGCUAUUUCAUCGAAUUGGCCCGUACACCUCGGUGCGUACACUGACUACGUUGAAUACCAGAUCGAGUGGGUGACCGGUAAAAACGGCUACGUACGUUGGAUGCUCCAGGGCAGUCCGCUGUUCGAAGUCACGACGGACGCGUUCUCCAAUGUACCACAGAACUCGAACAAGACCAAUCCACAGAAGGUGAUGCUGGAAGAGCCUAUGUCCCUUAUUCUCAAUGUCGCGCUGUCAAGUUCGUGGGGUGCUACACCCCCGAAUGCCGGCAAAGAAUGCCGCGGUGACGGCACCGACGAAGAGACGAACCGGAUCUGUGACUCGUUCCCAAUGUACCUUAAGAUCGACUACAUGCGACUGUACCAGGACUUGGGUGAUGACCUUGACAAAGACAACUACAUGCAAGUCGGUUGUGAUCCUAAGAGCCACCCGACCAAGCAGUGGAUAGAUGCACAUAUCGACGAGUAUGAAGACGACGACAAUCGCCACAAAGACGUGGCCGGGAAGGCAUUCUGCACUGUCGACGAUGACUGUACGAUUGGUGGGAAUCUCGGUAAAACCGCCUUGAAGACGGGCAAGUGUGUCAAGAGGAGAUGUCAGUGCACCUACGCGUCGUCGUGGGGAGGACCGCGAUGUACAACGGCCAUCUCGAGCUCUACAAGCUCAAGCUCGAGUUCUGUGUCCAAGAGCUCCUAUGGUCCUCCCAUGGGACUCUCGAUCGGCUUGGCGGCUGUUAUUAUGUUCUUGUCUUUGAUCUCUGUGUAUUGGUCGAUUUUCAUUGUGGUGAAACCCAAGACCGAGAAGAAGGUUGAAAACAGUGGCGACAACCGGGUGAAGACAACCUACAUCAGCGAACAAGGUCAGCGGCGGCCAACAGAUAACUACAGCCAAAACUUCGUCUAAGCACUGGUAACGUUGAAUUGAACAAGCUAUGACAAUUCUUUC
This is a messenger RNA of Phytophthora nicotianae INRA-310, 2292 nucleotides long. RefSeq lists its product as hypothetical. The record is from RefSeq and is a predicted model, not a curated record. Gene Ontology annotation, molecular function: glucosidase activity. Bases 1 to 2250 code for a protein of 749 amino acids. NCBI's taxonomy places the organism in Eukaryota, Oomycota, Peronosporomycetes, Peronosporales, Peronosporaceae. The transcript has a single exon. Gene Ontology annotation, biological process: (1->6)-beta-D-glucan biosynthetic process. Gene Ontology annotation, cellular component: endoplasmic reticulum membrane; plasma membrane.